UUUAGUUAGUUCAUUUCUGUAGUUCGUUCGUGUCGGUUGUGGGUGUCAAUGUUUUUUAAUUUUAUUGACAACUUUAAAUAUUAAAAUUCGAAACGCGUUAUUUAAGAUAUAUAUUUAGAAAAAUAUAUAUUUAUUCAAAAAUAUAACGGUACAUACGAUUGGCGCGAAACAAGAAGCUGCUUAAGAUAUAUUUAAAAUCUAACUAGAUAAGCCAUAUAACGAUAAUAGCACGUGCUAACAGGUACUCGGCAAUUAACGACAGUUGCAAAAAAAAACACAAAAUAAGAAUAUUAAUAAAAUCGCGUGCUCAUACAUAUAUUUGCCGGCUUAAAAUAAAAAUAGUUGUGGGCGAAGAGAGUGCGAAGAGAAAAUAAGAGAGAGUGCCAAAAAAACGCCGCCUUGUUAAUUAUUAAGUUGCUGGAGCAUAUAUCUUUCUAUAUAUAAUCCUAUUCCGAGUGCUAAUCGUUGGGGUUUUUGCCCUAUGUGCCGCGUAUGAAAAGUUAAAGAAGAUUCGCUGGGUAAAACCGGUAAUUCUCUCUGCCCCUUCUCUCCGAAUAUUCUCCCAUUCUCCUUUUUGGCGCCCGUUCUGAGUUGCUUUUUGUUAUUGUUAAAAGCGGCUUGUUGCAUUUUCCCUUUCCACAUCUUACACGCUUUUGUUUUAGUAAUCAAAAAUAAACGUUAAAUUAUUUUAAAAUGUUAAGUGAAAAGAAAAAUUGUAUUGGUUCAUUUAUCGUGAGAGCUACCAAUUCGGCUUAAUAUACUUCGGAAGGUUCUAACGGUGCCUCUGGAAUUCCCGAAUGAUGAAAGGGGCACCGAUAAAAUUUCCGAUUCGAAAAAAAAAUAAUCGUCUCGUUCAUAUCAUUUCAAUAUUGGAUUUUAAAUGAGAGAUAGUGCCAAGCCUCUUAGUGAUCUUUCAUUUUUGUAAAUAUUUUUCAACAACAACCAAAAUACCAAUACCGAAUACCAAAGAAUUCCGAUAUUACUCAUUAUUUAACCGUCCUACCACCCAAAAUAACCGGUGUUCUUGUGAUUCAUAAAGCGUGAGGAAAAGUUUUCAGUGAAGUGUAGUGUCCAGGUGUAGAACCAGUUCCAGUUAAACGCGGAGAAUCAUGUCCAGAAAUAGGGCCGCCAUAGUCAGCGCCUUCCGGCUGUUCCUGCGACCCUCGACCACCACAACCCAUCGUAGUCUCGCCCUCCGCUUGGCCCCCGUCACGACCUUUGCCCUGCACUUACGGCCAGGCCAUGAGCUACAGCAGCAGCACAGAAGCUUUGCAUCUACGGCGGAGGAUGAUGAAGCGAGCGGUGGCAAAAAGUCGGACAAGCAUAAAAAACCGACGACGGGAGAUAUCACGCGACUCACUUUGACCGAGCUGAGGACGCGGCUAAGAGCCCUCGGACUGAGUGCAACGGGUCGAAAACAGGCCCUAGUCGAACGGCUAACAACAGCUACCAACUCUAGACCAACAACAUUAGCAACAACAACAACAACAACAGGUUCCAAUUUGUCGUCGAAGGUGUUCAUUGGGGAGCUCGUAAAUAAUUCCGACACGACCUCUGCCCCCGAAAACACUGAUCAACAAAAUGACGACAUCUAUGUGGAAUAUGUAAAUGGUAUGCCGCAUAUGACUGUUCGACUUCCCAGUCGCAAUGAACUCUGCCAGUUCGCCCUGAAACCCAUAUCCCACAAUGUUGGUGAUCUGUUAGCGAUGCUCAAGGCUGAGGAUCGAGGCAUCGAUCGAGCUGCGGUGAUCAACAGACAUGGUGUACGUAUUGCAUCGUCCUGUACCAUCGACAGCUUGCUGGAUGACUCCUUCAGCAUACAAAUCAAUAAUCGCACAUUGGAGGUUAAUCCACCUAAAAGAGAGAGGAUCACAGUGGAGUCUGUGGACAAAGUGGGUGAUGUGCGGAAGGUUAUUGCUCAGCUCUACGAGGCAUUCAACGUGGGGGAAUAUCAGCUGGAGAAGAGCAACCAACUAGCCAAAGAACUGGAAACCUUGCGCUAUGAACUCGAGCCACUGGAAGAAAAAAAACUAGAACUGAGCAAAAAGGCUGCUCGUCGUACCAACUUUAUGACUUGGAUGGGUCUGGGCCUAAUGUCCGUGCAAUUUGGAAUCCUGGCGCGUCUUACUUGGUGGGAAUACUCUUGGGAUAUCAUGGAGCCUGUUACCUAUUUUGUUACCUACGGCACGACAAUGGCAAUGUAUGCCUACUAUUGUGUUACUAAGAGGGAGUACAUGAUGGAGGACGUGAAGAACCGCGAGUACUCUUUAACCCUUUAUAGAAACGCCAAGAAGGUCCAAUUUGACGUAGAGCACUAUAACGAUCUGAAGCGAAAGUCGGCGGAGCUGGAAUACAAUCUCAGAAGGAUUAACGAUCCGCUCAACAUGCAAUUGCCAUCGCAUUUGGUGCGAACCCAGGAAAAUACACCACCAACUCAGAUCGAGGAAAAGACGGAGCGGAAAUAAACUUAAGGACUUCUUAGAAACCAGUGACAGGGGAAAAUGGAAACUCAAUCUAAUUUUAAAUCAACCAAUCCCUCAAGUUAGAUAACGAAAAUAAAAGGCCGCCUUUUAGCUACAGAAGUUCAGGUGAUCGAAAUGUUGUAGUCAACGUUUGAAAGGAUUUUCUAGACGCAUCACAUGUUGUGUAAAUUCAACUUUAGUUUUUCUCUUUAUGUUAACUAAAAUGUUUUAGUUGUUUAUUUAACAAUUAAUUAGCCUAAGCCAAAGUUUGACGAUAUGCAAAAACGCACAAGGUUAAUCUGACGCCUGCAGUCUUGAAAGCUGAUAACAUUAUUUUAUGUUUAAUUUUUAGUUAUUUAUUGCAAGUGAGAGAUUUGUUUUACGCCUAAGGCAACUAUUUUGUGUGCAAGUUUUAGCAAAAUAUAUGAAUUAUUUAUUGACUAUUUA
This is a messenger RNA of Drosophila eugracilis, 2909 nucleotides long. RefSeq names its product calcium uniporter protein, mitochondrial (gene MCU). Gene Ontology annotation, cellular component: mitochondrial inner membrane; uniplex complex. Gene Ontology annotation, biological process: calcium import into the mitochondrion; mitochondrial calcium ion homeostasis. Gene Ontology annotation, molecular function: calcium channel activity; uniporter activity. NCBI's taxonomy places the organism in Eukaryota, Metazoa, Arthropoda, Insecta, Diptera, Drosophilidae. The transcript has 8 exons. Bases 1110 to 2465 code for a protein of 451 amino acids. The record is from RefSeq and is a predicted model, not a curated record.